GAAAAGAGGCAUCUGAUGAAUAGUGGUGAACGAACACAACUUCAGAAAGUUCUCGACACACUGCAAAAAUCUAUAAAAGUGACAUCGCUACAGUCUAUGGUUGAAAGGCUGGAUAGUAUAACUCGGCAGCAAGGGCUGAAAUUUACUUCUGGACCUCCAAAUACUGAAUGUUACAUUUUUUCUGAUAUGUUUUAUGUGGAAAUUUUGUUAGAGACAACUGGUGAAGUGAAGGAUGUAAAAAUUGCUCAUCAAGGAGAUCCUGUGACUUGCCCUGAGCUUGUUAAAGUACUGAGGAGUGGAAAUUUCACAGAAUUUACUAAGCAUUUAGAAGGGUUAGCUUCUAUUUAUCAAUUAAAUGCAGAAAAGAGGCAAAAAUCGAAAGCUUAUCUUGCUCUUCAAGCAUUGGAAGUUGACCUAAGUAUGCUGGCACAACUACAGAGCUCAAUAAUUGAACCUAGUAACCUGGUACACAAAUCACCAGUAGGAAUACUUCAGCAAAGACGGGGUGGCUAUUCACUGAAAUUGACAUAUUUUAUCUCACCAUAUGAUCUCUUAGACCCUGAAACAAAAUCAUCAAUACCUUUGACUGUUGAUGCUGUAAUAGAGAAAGGACUUGGACAUUCAGUUACUGUUUGUAUUGAAAGUUCUACAGCUCACAAACUACAAACGACAUCAUUAAUAAGCAUUUCCAAAACUCCUGAAGGCAAAAGCCUUCCAUCAUUUGCUGCUUUAAGUAAUCUCAAUAGUACUACACUUCCUGCAAAUUUUGUGUUGAAAUUACCCAAACCAAUACCAAUGGCUACUAGUUUGGCUAAAAAAAUACAAGCUGUUACAAAUGCGAAAUUGUCUGAUUUUGCCGAUUUUUCCACUGUGCAACCUUUGUUGUCUGUCAUUAUAAACGACACAUCAAAUGGCAAGCUUUCAGUUGGAGAUCAAGGAUUAUAUGUGACACUUCCAGAUCAACAUCAUUGUUAUAUUCUCAAUUCAAGUCCUGAUUUAGAAGGUGUCAUGGUUUCAUCUAUACCAUUUACUCAUCCCACACAUGUGCCUCAAAUAUUAGUGUUUUUAAGACAGCAAAUGCUUUUUAAUACAGUUAUUAACAGCUGUAUUCGACCAAGCAGUAAAAAAGAUGCUGAAUCUCCAUUUAUGUUUGAAGUUAUGGCAUAUUCAACAUCGCAUAUUUUAGUUUCAUUUGAGCAUCCUUUGGAAGAGUCAUUAGCAACAGUGGAUUUGGAUUUGAGAGAUAUCACUAAUGUGAAAUGUAAAAUCUAUACAUUAAGCAGUGAUGCUACAAUGUGCACUGAUGAAUAUGCAAGUAAAAUUAUGCAAAGAUGUUUAUCAAUUCCAAUUACAAUGCGAGCUGUCAUUCGAAAAGCUCAAGGUCAGCAGCAGUUGAUGAGAUCUUCAAAUCAGGGGGACAUGUAUUGUGCAGCUGUGACUAGUAGUGGCUCUGUACCAUAUCUUUCUCACAUUCCUAACUAUGGAAACAGUCUUACAAAUGGCUCAUCAUUUUCAGGUGGGGAUUUUUCUAAUUUGGCUUCCAGAAUGUGUAACAAGCCUAAUGAUGGAAAUGAUAUAGGAAAUUUUGCAAAAAAUAUAUCUGUAAGCCAAAAUUCUGAGCAGAAUUUUGGCCAUUCCAAUUCUUCUGUUUCAGAUAAUAGUAAUGCACAUAAUGCUGAACCAGAUCUAACUUCAAAUAACGCAUCUAAUUCUGACAAUGCAUCCAGCUUAGAAAGAUCAAAAAAUGCUGUGAUUCAAAAUACACAACAGAAUGGAGAGUCUAAUAAUUCAAAUCAAUACCAACAAAAAAGGCCUGCUAAUAUGAUGUUGAUGAGUAUGCUUAGUGAUGUGCCCUCUGCUAAUCUCUCUAGUUCUACUUUCCCUUUUCUUGGUCAAACUGAUAAUUCUAGUAGUAAUUUGUCUUUGGGUAGUAAAACUCGUAAAAGAAAGAGGAAAGAUAACCGCAGCCCUGGUGGAUCUGUGGGAAGAAGUCCAAAGCGGAAAUUAAGUGAAGAUGAUUGCCCUAGAGAUAGAUCUACGCCAGAUCCAGAAAUGUGUGAUAGUCCUAUAGCAUAUGAUGGAUGCAGUAGCUUACCAGCAUCCUUACCUUCCAGUGAUCAGCAUUUCAGUCGAAAUGUGGGUUCAGUAGAAUCUUUUAUAAAAACUGAACAGCCGUCUCCAGGUUAUCCGCAAAGAUCUUCUAGUACUGAUAGCUAUUUAAUUCAUGAUGAAUUUCAGUCUCGUCAAAUUUUAAGUACUAAUGACUCAAGUCGUAUGAGUGAAGGUGGUACACCUAAUAAUUCAGAUAGUAUCCGAAAUUUAUCUCAAAUAAAAAAUCAGUACUUUGGAUCAGAUACUGCUCUUGAAUUCAAUAAAGAUUUUCUUGCUCCUGCCGAGUCAAGUUAUUGUGAUUCUGCUAAUGUUACCAGUGAUAUUGAUAUGGAUGAGGAAAGCUCUUUCAGUAUUGACUCAAGCCAGUGUAGCACUGCUUCAAAAUUUAGUUCUAGUGAAAAACAGUCAAAAAAGAAAAAAUCUAAAGAAAAAAAUGACUUGAUUUCCGAAAGCAAUGAUCUUGUUAUGAAAGUUCAGGAUAACAGUAGUGAUGAAAGUAGUGUUGGUGAUGUCUCACUAAAGUCAUUCAGUGAAACAGAAAAUAGUCACUCAGAAGAUACUUCUGUAGCGGUAUCCAAAUCGACUGCAUCUCACCCUUCUCCGCCAAUAUUCACUAGUCUAAAAAUAGCUAAAACUGGUGAUGGUCAUAAAAUUUCCAAAAGUGAAGUAAAAGUUAAGCAAAAAGAAGGGAAAAGGACUAGUAACUCAGGUGAUGGUUCUGAAAGCUCUGGUAAGAAGAAAAGUGAUGCUAAAAAAGAGAGGAAAAGACGAAAAGCCGAAAGUUCUGAUAGUGCAUCUGGAAGAUCUCCUGUGAAAUCAGUACAUUUAAACAUCGAUUCUUCUCUAAUGCCACCACCAUCAUCAUCAUCUGAAGCAUCCACAUUGGUUUCAUCUUCUGAUUCCUCUCCACCUAUACGACCAUUCACACUCAAAACAUCCCCAAGUGUUACAUCAAGUUCCAGUUUUCAGUCAAAAUCUCUAGUGCAUUCUAAAAAAGGCAACUCUGUUAGCAGUACUGGUGGCACUUUUACAAAAAGCAGUGGCUCGAAAAGUAGUUCUGAAAAGUCAGUGAAAUCUUCUCCACCAAAGCCAUCACAUUUACCAUCUUUAAAAAUCCCAAAUCUGGAACCAGAUUCAAAAAGAGGUUCAGGUACUGCAGUUAAAAUUCAAAGCAAGCAUAAACAAAGUUCUAGUGGUAAAAGUAAUUCAAGUAGCAAUAGUGGCUCAUUACAUUCAAGUGGACGCUCUUCUCCAAGCAAAACUAAGUCAGCAACAUUAAAGUUAAAAAAUUUCACCUUAUCUUCAUCAUUAACACUUACGCCUAUUAUUUCAAAAACUACUAUUACAUCACCUACUUCUACUCAUAUGUCAGUUCUUCCAUCAUCAGACUCUCUCAUUAUGCAGGCAGCAAUAAUGAAUCCUGGCUCACCUCCUGGAAAAGCUGGUUCAAAUAAUUCAAAAGCUAACAAGUCUGCAUUACGUUCUCGUAAAAGCUCUUUAAGUGCAGUCAUUGAUAAAUUAAGAGUAACUGCUACCAAUGCUCAACAUAUUAUACCUGAUGGUAUGGAUAAUGCUAAGUAUGAAAGUAGUACUCGAUCUGACUUAAUUGAUCGAAAAGAAACAAAGUUAGAUCGCAAAGAUAAUUGUAAAGAGUCUAGAGAUAACCUAACACUUUCUAAAGGAAAUGAGAACAAAUCUAAAUAUUCUAGCUCAGAUCAGUUUACAGUAAAACAGAGCUCACAAGGCAUAAAAUUGACUGUUACUAAAACUCGAUCUAGUGAUGGUAGCUCUAAAUCUAGUAAAUCUAAACAAUCUUCUAAAAGUUCAUCAACAGUCUCAUCUAGCAGUUCGUCUAGUGUUGGAAAAGCUACGAGUUCAUCUGGAAGUAGUAAUCCUUCUAAAAGUGGUAAUCUUUCUCCUGCAGCAAAAAAAAUGUAUUCUUCAUCAAAUGUUAAUAUUUCUACAAAAGUAUCUAGUACUGGUAAUAGUCAACCCAAACAAAAUAGCACAUCAUCACAAAAGACUUCUUCUCCAUCAAGUGUGUCUUCAGCCAUGUCUCCCAGAACUGGGAGUUCAGUUAACAAUCUAUCAAAAUCAGUUUCAAAGCAUGUCUCAUCAUCAUCAUCAUCUCAGAAUAAGGUUACAGGAUCCGGUAUCAAGGUAUUAGAAAAAAGUGAUAAAAAACUGAUUUCACUUGCAGAUAUAAAAAUUGCUUCAAUGGAAGCAAAAGAAAAAGUUUCAACUAGCACAGUGAAUGUUGUUUCUAGCCUUAUGCCACCACCACCUUUGAGUAAGCCUGUAAGUGAUAUUAAUCGCUCGGCAUCUGGUGGUAAUAUUGUCAAAAGAGGUGAUGAAGCUUCUCGUCAAUCACCUCGACAGACUCCAGCUCGUGAGGUUUCAGUGGAUGAAUCUGAAGGUGAACGAGCUUUUCGAUUGCUUCUUAGUCAACGCAAAAAUGAAGUUUCUAAUGGAGCUGAACAAAGUAAUAUGUGUACUAAGUCAACUGAGUUUACAUCAGGUGCUGUAGAUUACUCAAAAGUAGAUAGUAUUAAGAAAAUAGAAAUAGAAGACAAAGGUUUAUGGGUCUCUAGCAGUAGUGAUGUUAAACCCAUGCCUAUUCAGCAUCCAUCAAUCAAAUUAAAUCAAGAACAAAUAAUUCUUGAUGAAACAAACUGUAUAUCUAUGAAUGAAAUUGAUUGUAAAGCAAAAACUCAGGCUGAAGUUUCUUCUUCAAGCAAACAUGAUGUUGUUAUAAAUGCAAAUAUUGUCACUUCAUCAGAGGAAAUUAAAGCAGUGGCUCCUUUAUCAAAACCUAUAAAACAAUCAAAGCGGCCCAAUGGACCAAGUGAUGAAGAUAGCAGCCCUGAAGAAUGUUUAGUCAUUGAUUAUCCAGAUACACCGAGGCUUCAGAUAUCACCUGAUGAAAAAUGGUCCAGUCCACGUUUGGAUAGUAACAUUGUAUUGAAUGUGUUGGAAGACAAAAUUGAUAAAUCUGAAAUCUCUCCUGGUACUUUUCCAGUUAAUCAGCCAUCUUUAAUGAAAUCACCUGCACAAGUCCGAACACCUUCCAAUCAUUCAUUAACCAGACCAUCUUAUGAAAUUGAUGAUGAGCUCAUGAAUGAAGCUGUGAUGCCUGUUGAAAACUGAAUUUACUCAUUUCUUACAUUUUAUAUAAUGAAAUGCAAUCCUCUGUAUGCUGUGUAACAUGCAGUUUUUCUGGUGCCUGUAUUUAAGUGCAUUUACAGUUUCAUCCUGACAUGCAUGCUGUCAGCUUGUGAAAAACACAUGUAAAGAAUAUAUUUAUUUUAUAAUUUUAAAGCUCAAUUAUAUAAUAAUUGAAAUUUUGUGUUAAACUUGAGAAUUUGUUUAGUUGUUAUACAUUUCUUCCAUAGAGGGCCAAUUUUUUAUUGACCGUAUGCUUUUAAGUAGAGAAAAGCAUAUGAAACAAAUUUAAAAUUUAGUCUUUAAACUAAGUAUUUUCUCAGUCCUUUAGUAGUAUUAAUUCAGUGUCUGGAAUAGAUUCCAGAAAGUCAUGUAAAUUUAUGAAAGUUAUGUUAAAAUAAUUUUUUUAAAGGGGGUUUGUGUAAAAAAUAUAUAAUUGAAUUUCUAAUCUAAUAAUAAUUUCUAAUAAUCAUCUGCAUUGGAUAUCUUCUUAAAAAACUCUGAAUACUGAAGCACUCUCAAUGAAUUACUGUAUCUGUUAGCGAUGCAAGUAAAAUAUUCAUUUUUUUCUAUUAAUAUUUGAAUUACUGAUUGUCAAUUUCUUUAUAUUCUGCCUUUUCCUAAAGUGUUUAUUAGUGUGUAAGAGCUUUAAAAUGGUUCAAAUGAUGUUCUAAAAUUAUAUACAGGAGUAAAUAUUACAUUGUUUCUUUUUGAAACUGUUACUUAAUAAUCCACUUUAGAUGGAAGCAUCUAAAGAUUAUUCAAAUGUGAGUACAAAUACUACAUUUUUAUAUAGUAUGUAUAUUUUGUAAAUUACAGCUGUAUAUUAUACUUAAGUUAUUAUUUUGAUCAUGUUUGUAUGAUAUUCUCUUUCUGUCAGAUUAGUUAAAAAAAUUACGAAAAUAAAGAUACGAGUACACAUAUUUUAUUAUUAAACUGUGCAAUAUUUAGACAUUUUGACAUGUAAUGUUUCUAAAUUUGUUUUCACUGUGCAUUUUGCAACAUUAAUUUUUUAAAUCUGGAAUAUAUUAUUUAAUAUACAUUAGGUGUCUUUAAAAUGCUGUAAUUAUUUGCAUAUCAGAAAUAGCUAAGCAGUUAUCUGCUAGUUACAGCUGUUACUGUAGGGCUCUCUUUUCAUUUGAAACUUUAAUUUCAACUUUAUUGUAAUGAUAGGAUGUGUGGCUGAAGUUUUAAAAUGCUGUGAAAAUUAAAUAUUGGCAGUUUUGUUUUAAAACUUUUUUGCUGUCUGAAUGCAUUGAACUCCUAAUCAUCUAUGCCUUUUAAAGUAAUCAUAAUUUAAAACUAGCUCUGUUUAUAAUAAAGAGUUAAGUCAUCUGAGCCUUUCAAGAAAUGACAUACAGUAUGUAUGCUGUUUAAAACAGGAUGUAAUUGAAAUAAUAAUAAGCUGUUGUUAAUCUAAUUUUGAUACUUCACUGUAGACCAGUGUAAUUAUUCCUCCCUUCUCAUGAAAUAUAUUAAAUAUUAAUAUUCAUCUUUCAUUAUAAGUUAAAUUUUUUGACUUGAUUAAUAAAAAUAUUAAAUUAAAAGUUCUUUGAAUCCCCUUGCAUGAGCUGAAGUCAGACAGUCACAAAUAGCUUUUCUAAAAACUUCCAUUUUAAAAACUUAUUGCAAAGCAACUUCCAUUCUCAGUGCAUUAAAAUUGAAUUGCUUUGUUUUCUAGGUCUUUUAGUGAACUCCGUAUUUUUGCUUAGUGAUGUUUGUAAAAAUGUACUAAUCUUAGAAAUAGUCUGUUUUAUUUUGUGUAGUUCGUUCUGAAUGUUCAGUUUGCAAGUGAAGCUCCUUUGUUUGACAUUCUAAGUUUUAUAAGUGUGUUUUAAAGCAUUUAGUGUUUUAAAAAUAAGGAAGUAAGAAAUUUCUACAUUUUUUAAAUGAGUAGUGUUCAAAUUUUCUUAUCUUUUCAUUUAAUCAAUAACCAUGAAUUCAGGAAGACAUUAAUUCCAGAACAUUAAUUAAUAAUUAAUGCAAUGUUUUCCAUUAUUUAUGUCUUGUCUUCCAUCAUUUACGGAACUUCUUGUUCCCUUUGCAAUGAAACUCCACUAUUUUCUGUGUAAGAAAUCAUUAAGUGUUCUGGUCUGCAUAGUUGGAGAAAGAUGUGCUAUGACAGUAUACAUUACAGAUGAUAAUCUAAAGUUGCCAAGUUUGAAAAUUGGGGGGAUUUGAUGAGACCUCACUCUCAACUUCUGAAGGAUUGUUUUCUUCAUGGUUACAAUGUGCAAUCUAGUAUUAUUGAUCUAGAAAACCACUAAAGGGCAUCUUACUGGUUGUUUCUCUGCCAUUGUCUCAUAAAGUUGUUUGUAGUAUAGUGUAGCAUUUAAAGUGAAUGGUCCUUUUGUACCCUACUAGAUGGAAAUAAUGUCUUCUCUAAAUGUAUGCCACUUUUCACAAGGUGUUUUCUGAAUUAAUAUUUCCUCUGUAACACUGAUCUUGAAGUACCAUUUUUGAUCAUCCAUGAGAAUUUUGGAGAUAGAGGGUUGAUAUUGUUCACAAGAAGAGUGAUGAUGCAUGAGAUGGCUUCAUGUUGGCUUUUGUUGUGGUCAUCAUCAAGCAUGGAAUACCAUAUGUUAUUGCCAAUAUGCUUAUAUUUUAAAAUUAACUUGAUUAUUAUUAUCAAAUUAAGUGAAAGUAACAUUAAUUAAUUCACUUAAUUUGAUAUUGUCAUUAGGUAAUUAAGUUAAUAGAAAGACAUUUUUAUUUGUUUUAGUAAUUUGAGGCUAUUAGAGUUUGGAUAAUUUUUAUCUUAUAAACUAAAAAAUGAAGUAAAUAUUAGUACUCGUGUUAAUGAGAUGGAUGAGCCUGCCGAUUUGUGUAUUGUUCUCUGUGUUUGGAUGUGUGCUAUUAAGAAGCAGUUAUAGUGCUUUAAAUUUUUCUUUUGGUUCUAAGGUAGGAUAACCAGUAAUAAAUAUCUUAAAAUGUCAGUCUUGUAAAAAAAAGGGGAGGAGUUGCCACAUAUAAUUUCCAAAAUUUGAGAUUUUCAGCUGUAGUAUAAUAUGGUGAGUUUUUCUUUGGGAGGAAUACUUCAGGUCUGCAGACCACAAUUGAAAACUGCUGAUGUGGGACAUAUUUCAUGUCAUACUGCUCCUUCUUUAAAUGAGCGUACUGCCUUUGUGCAGUCCUUUCACAAAAGGCAUUGUUGCCAUAUAUUCCACAAAUGUUUUUAGUAGUCUUUAAGGGAAGUGUACUUCAAUUAAACUCAAGCAACAUAAAUUGCCAAAAUGGUUUGCUGUUCUCCAUUCAACCUUCUAUAUUCAGUUCUCUGGGGGGGGGAGGGAAUACAUUGCUCUUGAUGGUUUAACAUGGCAUGGAUUAAGAAAUGAAGGUGGUGUUUAAUGCAUACACAAUAACAGGUGUAUAAAGUAAUUCAUAGGGAGAUAUUACACCUCAUUUCUGCCUAUAAUAAUUAUUUUAUAAUGCAAACCUGUUUGUUUGCAUCCACUGUGAUGCAUAACUAGAAUGUGAGCUGGGCUCAUUGAUGACCAUCGAAACAUUAGGUGGACCAGUUAUUUCAUAAUAUUAUAUGCAACAUUUUUCUAAUCUAAAUAUUGUAUUUACUUGCAUAUUCUCCCCCCCCUUUUUUUUACCCAUUUUAUUGUACAAAAAUAAAGAGGGUAAGUUUGCACAAAUAAUUUAAUAUCAGAAAGACAUGCUUACAGUAAAAACAUAAUAAAUUAAAUAUAUUCAUGAAUAAAUGACGGCUAACUAUCACAAUGUGAUUUAUGUAAAAGAAACUUAGCAGUAUUAACAUUGCAUUAUCUAAUAAGAUAUUUUCAUUCCUACUUUCCUAUAUCUUGGAACUUGAUUGCUGUUAUUAUUAUCUAUUGUUAGCCAUUGUUACUUAGACCUCAAAUCAUUUAGUACUGCUAAAAUUGUUUGCUAUGUUAAAAAAAAAAAAAAAAAAAAAA
Stegodyphus dumicola is the source of this 9194-nucleotide messenger RNA. RefSeq lists its product as uncharacterized. Gene Ontology annotation, cellular component: mediator complex. The record is from RefSeq and is a predicted model, not a curated record. Gene Ontology annotation, biological process: regulation of transcription by RNA polymerase II. Gene Ontology annotation, molecular function: transcription coregulator activity. NCBI's taxonomy places the organism in Eukaryota, Metazoa, Arthropoda, Arachnida, Araneae, Eresidae.